Molecule: messenger RNA, 4593 nt
Organism: Grammomys surdaster
Lineage: Eukaryota; Metazoa; Chordata; Mammalia; Rodentia; Muridae
Gene: Nf2
Product: neurofibromin 2
Exons: 17
Coding region: 549-2324 (591 amino acids)
Biological process (GO): regulation of organelle assembly; regulation of cell shape; regulation of gliogenesis
Cellular component (GO): filopodium; adherens junction; plasma membrane
Molecular function (GO): cell adhesion molecule binding; actin binding
Source: RefSeq, a predicted model, not a curated record
AUCACAGCGUCUUUAAAAAAAUUGGUUAGGGUGUAUCCGUGUGUAGCGUUGUGGGAGUCCUGAGGGCGGGGCGGGGACCCGGCGGGUCGCUGAGGUGGGGGUUGGUAGGGGACGCUUCCCGAGGGCGCGCAGAGCAGAGCCGGUGACAGACACGCACGCGCGUGUGCGCUCCAACUACUGCGCGGCCCCGCGACCCCCGUCGGUCGCUGAGAGGCCCGGCGUCGGCGCCACAGCCGUCUAGGAUUCCUGUCUAGAGGCGUCCCCGGCGUCCCUAGCCCGAAUCUCCGAGCUCCGGGCCGCGCCCGCUUCGGCCGGCGUCCAGUCCCCCAACACGUCGUCAGAGACUAUCCUUUAACUCAUCUUUCCGACCCAGAGCCGGGUCCUCGCGGCCCAUGCUGGCCGCUGGGGACCCAGGCAGCCUAGGUCUGUCUCGGGCCGGUCAGCCGGCCACCAUGGUGGCCCUGAGGCCUGUGCAGCUACUCCAGGGGGGCUAAUAGACUCAGAACGCGGGCCUAGGGGUGAGGGAUCCCAGGCCAGUACCCCGCGCCAUGGCCGGAGCCAUCGCUUCCCGCAUGAGCUUCAGCUCACUCAAGAGGAAGCAGCCCAAGACAUUCACGGUGCGGAUCGUCACCAUGGACGCCGAGAUGGAGUUCAACUGCGAGAUGAAAUGGAAAGGGAAGGACCUGUUUGAUUUGGUGUGCCGGACGCUGGGGCUUCGCGAAACCUGGUUCUUUGGACUACAGUAUACAAUCAAGGACACAGUGGCCUGGCUCAAAAUGGACAAGAAGGUGUUGGAUCAUGAUGUUUCGAAGGAAGAACCAGUUACCUUUCACUUCCUGGCCAAAUUUUAUCCUGAAAAUGCUGAGGAGGAGCUAGUUCAAGAGAUCACGCAACACUUAUUUUUCUUACAGGUGAAGAAGCAGAUUUUGGAUGAGAAGGUCUACUGCCCUCCUGAGGCGUCUGUGCUCUUGGCGUCAUAUGCUGUCCAGGCCAAGUAUGGCGACUAUGACCCCUCUGUACACAAGCGAGGAUUUUUAGCCCAAGAGGAAUUACUUCCAAAAAGGGUGAUAAAUCUCUAUCAGAUGACUCCAGAAAUGUGGGAGGAGAGAAUUACUGCUUGGUAUGCGGAGCAUCGGGGCAGAGCCAGGGAUGAAGCUGAAAUGGAGUAUUUGAAGAUAGCUCAGGACUUGGAGAUGUAUGGUGUGAACUACUUUACAAUCCGGAAUAAAAAGGGCACAGAGCUGCUGCUUGGAGUGGAUGCUCUCGGCCUUCACAUCUAUGACCCUGAGAACAGGCUGACCCCCAAGAUCUCCUUCCCAUGGAAUGAAAUCCGAAACAUCUCCUACAGCGACAAGGAGUUUACUAUUAAACCACUGGAUAAGAAAAUUGAUGUCUUCAAAUUUAACUCCUCAAAGCUUCGUGUUAAUAAGCUGAUUCUUCAGCUAUGUAUUGGGAACCAUGACCUAUUUAUGAGGAGACGGAAAGCUGACUCUUUAGAAGUUCAGCAGAUGAAAGCCCAGGCCAGGGAAGAGAAGGCUAGGAAGCAGAUGGAGCGGCAGCGGCUGGCUCGAGAGAAGCAGAUGCGGGAGGAGGCCGAGCGCACAAGAGAUGAGUUAGAGAGGAGGCUCCUGCAGAUGAAGGAAGAAGCAACGAUGGCCAAUGAAGCCCUGAUGCGGUCUGAGGAAACAGCUGACCUGUUGGCUGAAAAGGCUCAGAUCACAGAGGAGGAGGCCAAGCUUCUGGCUCAAAAGGCUGCAGAAGCUGAGCAAGAGAUGCAGCGAAUCAAGGCCACAGCCAUUCGGACAGAGGAAGAGAAGCGCCUGAUGGAGCAGAAGGUGCUGGAGGCUGAAGUGCUGGCGUUGAAGAUGGCUGAGGAGUCGGAGAGGAGGGCCAAGGAGGCUGAUCAAUUAAAGCAAGACUUACAGGAAGCCCGAGAAGCAGAGCGAAGAGCCAAGCAGAAGCUCUUAGAAAUCGCCACCAAGCCCACAUAUCCACCCAUGAACCCACUCCCAGCACCACUGCCUCCUGACAUACCGAGCUUCGACAUUAUUGGUGACAGCUUGUCAUUUGACUUCAAGGAUACGGACAUGAAGCGACUUUCCAUGGAGAUAGAAAAAGAAAAAGUGGAAUACAUGGAGAAGAGCAAGCAUCUGCAAGAACAGCUCAAUGAACUCAAGACAGAAAUUGAGGCCUUGAAACUCAAAGAAAGGGAGACAGCCUUGGACAUCCUGCACAACGAGAACUCAGACAGAGGUGGCACCAGUAGCAAGCAUAAUACCAUUAAAAAGCCUCAAGCCCAAGGCAGAAGACCUAUCUGCAUUUGAGUCCUCAAACUCACUCUACAGAGCGCCAAGUCCCGAGUGGCCUUCUUUGAAGAACUCUAGCAGGUGACCUGACCACCUCCUGCCACAUCUGCUGCUCCUGGCACCAACAGGAUGGGCCUGACCCCAAAGGAACCAUCGGUAGAGGGCUGGCUUGUUUGGGAAUUCUUGAGUAGGGGGUCCAGUUCCCUUCGUGUUCAGUUGUUUUUGAACUCUAACAUUAUAGAGAUUUCUCAAAGUGUUCUAGUUCUUCUAGCCUCCCCCCCCCCUCUCUCUCUCCUCUCUCUCUCUCCCCUCCCUCCCUCCCUCUCUCUCUCUCUCUCUCAGAAAUAUUUGUUGUGCAUGGGCUGCAUCCUUCCUGCACACUGGACACUGUUGUAAAUGUUGCUGUGCAUGCUGCUGACUUUGGGAAGCAGCUGUAGGAGUCCAGUAUGGAGACUGUCUGAAAUCUACCGUGCAGGUGCCACCCACUCCCCAACUGGGGUUCUGAGAUGGGCCUCCCCUCCACAAUAAGGACCUGGCACAGUCUAGAAGUAUGAACUGGCUUAGCUCAGAACCAGCAAUGAUGGUUCCUUAGCCAGGCUCACCUGAGGUAGUGUAGUUGUCUGACUGGCAGGAAACAGGCAGGACAGUUGUGGCUAGGAAGAGGCUUAAGAUAAAAGCUGCUGGGAGACAGUGUGCACAUGCAUCCUUCAGUCUUAGCCACCUGCCCGUGGUGGACCAGGACUUCCAUCUCCUUCUACUCAGCACAUGGAACCCCAGAGCCCUGCUACCCAACCAUCAUCCUCUUCAAUACCUAGACCUCAUUGUCUUUGUCUUCCCCAGGGGCCCAGCAGUGUCCUUUUUGUCUCUUCUUUCCUGAACCUGACACAGGUAUCAGGCCACUCACAGCAGUCACACAAGCUAACACUAUGGGUUGCCUACAUACUGGCAGCAAAUGCUUACCAUGUUCCUCACACACUCCAUGCUUGGGCCUAUCUUCUAUGUCACUACUAUAGCCAAUCACAGCCUGCUAAGUCCUAACAGAGCAGGUGCUAUGCCUCAGUCCACAAACAGAUGUAUUAACCGAAGACAACUGAGCUGAGGGGCUGAGCAAUGGAAUGUUCCACAGUAUAGUUGUUUUUGAGAAACUGAGGCACACCACCUUGUUCCCACUAGCUGGCUAUUGUUAGGCCACUUUGCCAUAGGCAGCCACCUAAGGGUCACCUCAGCAUCUGUGGUCAUCUGGCACUCUAGUCUGGAACCUAAGGUUGAGGAGAAGUCCUCUGGACUUGACACCCCAGUAUUUGCCAAGUCUUCCCUGGCUCUGAAGUUGAGCUGUCUUCUCUAGCCUGAAACUCCUCUCUGACUUUCUUCCUCUCUGUACACUUGAUCUAACAAUGGUUGUGGAACACAGGACAGUGAUGCUGGCUCAUAAAAAUUAUGCCAGGCCUUGUUUUUUAAAAUUUAACUGUGCUUUAUAUCUCAAACUUGGGAAAUGCCAAGCUAUAUAACCACGUGGGAGCCCUGGUAUUUGAAGAGUGUUGGGUGUAACCAUUUCUUGGAAGGUGGGACCCAACCACUACUCAAUCAGAAGUACCUCAGCUCCCCUCAAGAGAGAGGAUAGGGUCCUCAGAAUGUCUCCAGCCUGCUUUGAGCCUGUAGCUGGGUUCUUUCUAGUAGACUAAAAUUGUCUAGAGACAUCUGAAGUCCAAAGUGAGUUCCAACCCUGGCUAUUUCUAGUUUCAAUGGUUCUUGAAACAUGGACAGGGGUACCCUGAUACUGAAACAGCAAGUUACUCUCAGUGCAGGACACUGAGGCCUUGCUGUUGGCCUGUGGCUGGUCAUAUACCCUGACUGAGGCAAUACCUGAGCCACCACAGCACUCUGACCCGAGGUCACUGCCAAGCCUUGCUAGACAACACCAGUGGGCUGACAUAGCACUAACUUAGUCACUGUGUUAUCAUCUUUUAGACAGGUUUCUCAUGCUCCCGUACUCUCAACAAGCCCAGAGGCUGACCCAGCAACAGUGACUAACUGUUCUUGCCAAUAGGGCCAGAGCCUCAAAGCCCCUAGUACAAGCAGCCUUCACAAGGGACCCAGCCUCUCCUAGGUGCCUUGAGGCCAAGCCAGCGCCCAUGGGCUUCCAUUCCUCUGUUCUAUUCUCAAACAGCUCUUCCUGUGAGGCCCAUGUCACUCCAGUCAGGGCCAGAACAUGAAGCUGUUUUUUGUUUGGGGUUGGGAGUGAUUAUAAUUUAAGUGAUUGUUUUAAUAAAAACUCUAAGCUGCUAUA